Molecule: messenger RNA, 4255 nt
Organism: Gallus gallus (chicken)
Lineage: Eukaryota; Metazoa; Chordata; Aves; Galliformes; Phasianidae
Gene: HHAT
Product: hedgehog acyltransferase
Exons: 13
Coding region: 2025-3542 (505 amino acids)
Biological process (GO): protein palmitoylation
Cellular component (GO): endoplasmic reticulum
Molecular function (GO): palmitoyltransferase activity
Source: RefSeq, a predicted model, not a curated record
UUACGCUGUGGUUGACACCCACUCCUCUAGUGGAGGCCAGGAUGGAACUCAGCAUCACCAGGUCUUAGAGACCUUUAGGACAGGCUGAAGAAAGCAAUAGGCUGCUCUGUGUUUUGCCAAACACUGCCCAAGGCAGAAAUUGGCUAAUGGUUUGUGGAGGGCUGAAACCUUUUUGACCCCAAGGGCGGCUUGGUCUUCAAGAGCACAUACAAGGUGUGGCAGUUUUGGGGUUGAAUUUGCACCAGCUGAAGUGACAUGAACUGGCCUCUGUAAUAGCUCCUUCAGUUCCAGGCUCACAUAGAAAUUAAUUCAUCUUAUCUCUGGGCAGUCCUACUGAGUGUCAUCAGGCUGUGUAAGGGAUGAAAUAUCUCAUUUCAGAAGGCCAGCCUAAAGUUAGGUAAUCUUUCUGCCUUUUCCAGACCCUGUCUCACAAAAAUACUAAAUGUGCUGCAUUGCAUUCAGCACAUUAAGUUACCCUGUUUGCUUCAGAAGAGUCAGAGGUAUCUUGUGUUAGUAAAGAGAGUUGGAAAAACAUCCCUGUUCAAGUGCCAGAAAUGCAACAGCUCUUGACAGGCUUUCUGACUUGGACUAGUAGGGAUUUUGUAGCUCAGUUCUGUUUUGAUUUAUGGCACAUGGAAAGUGCAAAUCAGAUAGAUAGGCCUUUUUCCCAUUGCGUGCUCCAAUACUACGAACAGUUACUACCACAGAUUUACAAGAAAUCGUUCUUUUCCAGGAUGAUGUGAAUACCUUUCAUCCAUACAGUCUGUGCAUAACUACUAUUAAUGAAUCAUCCUGAGCUUGGUACCGGUCUAUCUGCCUGAAGAGCUCUUUGACAAGAACUUAUCUCCAGGGCGAUCAUUUUACUCCCUGCCUAAGACACUUUGCUCCUGGAGCGUAGCACUAUAAAGCACUGUGCUGUUCAGCAGGCUAAUUCCUGCUUCCAUCAGUACUUCCAUAAUAUACAGAAAACGAAACAAAGAAAUGGUGCAAGGAUUGCACCGUAUUGCUAGGGAAAAGGAUUUCACGUGGAGUUUUAUUCAGCAAAUGUGACUCAGAGACACCUGGCCUUUGUCCCUGCAUGUCCCUUGCUCUGCAGCCUGGAAGGCGGGGGCUGCCCCCACCUCAGGGAGAUGCUCAGGGCUCUCAGCAAUGGCUCCAGCUUUUCCCAGCUGUGUGAGGCACCCAUGGGGCUCAUCCUGGCUGGAGAGCUCGGCCAGGGACAUGCCAGAGUGGAUCCCAGCGGAGAUGGGAGCCCUCUGUGAGGCAUCCCAUGUCACAGCCAAGCCGCUCUGCCGCAGCCGCCUGGAAUACACAGUAAUUUCCUGUGUUUUUUCAAUCUCACUUUAACUUCUCUAACAGAUGGGGAAAGAUGACUAAACCGAGGGAGUUUACAAAAGUUCGUCUUGUGGUGUUUGCAAACUGUCUCUGUGAGGUCCAUUUGCUGUAGUGUAAACACGGCUGUGGCAGGGUGCCUGGUGCCUUCGCAGCAGCUAAUCCUGCUCAGCUGAGGGCCGACCACGUGAGGUAUAGUGGAGGGCCAGGUCUGUGUGGUGAAAGCAACGCCAACCAGCCCUGGGGCCAAGGGCCUUAGCAUGAGGCCUUCACUCCUUUUCCACAGAAAGCAUGGAGCAGCUGUAACUGGGAGACCAGAUUGAACUCUGCACUAAGCUUUGCAAAAGGGAGCUGUGGUCAGGUGUGGAAGGCUGGGUUAAAAACCAGGGCUGUAGUCAUGCAAAAAUGGCUGCACCUGGGGCUGCAGCUGGCCUAUGGCUGCCUUCCCUAGCCUUUAAGUCAGGUGGAGGAAGUAGGCCUAACCCUGGUGAAAGUGGAGUUUCAGCUCCUCUGCUUUGCAAAAGUGGUGUAGGCUGUGAAGUACGGGAAGCUUUCUCACCGAAUAGAACUGGAAGGGCAGCCAGGCUAUCACGGUCAUUCUGUGCUGCAAGCCUUUGUGUCCACAUCUCAGAAUUGGAUGAGGUUCCCUCCAGGAUUCCUCUGCAGGGACCAGCUAAAGAGGUGCAGUCAGUAUGAAGAACAGCCGAGCAGCUCCCAGACCAGUGGUGCUACCGGCAUGGGAAAUGUGUGCCUACCUGUUCCUUACCAUUGGCUCUCACUUCUAUUCUUUCUAUGAAGCGUACCAGGUUUCUCAAAAAUAUGAAGAUGAAAUUGACAGAAGCUUUGGACUGGAACAAGGGACUCUGUUUUGGGGCCUUAAGAAGGAUGCCUUGGAUUUUGAGUGGAGCUAUUGGAUUGAAUGGGGAAGGGAAUACAUACUGUGGCUUCUGGCUGGUCAUCUGCUGGUAUCACAAAUGUGCAGGCUGUUCAUGGACAAGUAUAAACCGUGGUGCUUGAUGGUGUAUGGAAUGGCUGCCUGCUGGUUUUUAUUAGGAAUCAAGGGCUUUGCGGUCAUUUUGGUACACACAGCUAUUUCAUUUGCUGUGGCUCAGUUUCAGAUCCCGCUCCUGACGUGGCUGUGCUCACUUAUCCUGUUAUCUACUUUACGCAUACCAGCAGUGGAAGAAGCCAAGAGAGAGUGGUAUGACACUGAAAAUGAGUAUUAUUUGCUUCUCUUCACGGUGUCUGUUCGUUGCCUCUUCAACACAAGUUUCAGCCUGGAAUACUGCUGGAAUGGACGUGCCCAGAAAUCAUCUCAUUCGUUCCUGUGGAUGCUGGCAUAUGUGUUUUACUAUCCCAUGUUCCACAAUGGACCCCUUAUGAACUUCGAUGAAUUUAGUAAGCAGAUGAGGAAACAAGAAGCCUUCAGUUUGAAGACCAAUCUUGUCAUCUUAAUCGUGGGCAUAAUUCGUAUUUUCUUUUGGUGGUGCUUGGCUGAGCUAAUGAUUCACUUCAUGUAUAUCCAUGCUAUCUGCAGCACUUCUUCAUCUUUGGAAGCUAUGUCAUAUUGGGCCUUAGGUGGCGUGGCUUUAGCUCAAGUAUUAUUUUUUUACGUGAAGUACCUCGUUCUGUAUGGUAUUGCUGCCCUCCUUCUCCGGAUGGAUGGACUCAGACCUCCAGCCCUUCCUCGCUGCGUCAGCCUGAUGCACAGUUUUACUAAAAUGUGGAGAAGUUUUGAUGUUGGGCUCCAUCGCUUUCUGGUCAGGUACAUUUAUGUUCCCAUGGGAGGAUCUCAGUCCAGUCUGCCAGGAAUGCUCUUUUCGACUGCCCUCACUUUUGCCUUUGUGAGCUAUUGGCACGGAGGACAGAGCUAUCUGUGGUACUGGGGAGUACUUAACUGGCUCGGAGUAAUUGUGGAAAAUGGCGUCAAGAGGAUACUUUCUGUUUCACCUAUUCAAGACUUAAUUGAACGUUUCUUCUCGCCAAGAGUUCAUCGUCGACUUCAUGCUGUCCUAGCAUCUGUUUGCACUUCAAUGUUGAUUUUAUCAAAUCUAAUAUUUCUUGGAGGAAAUCAUGUUGGAAAAGUCUACUGGAACAGGAUCUUCAUGGAAGGCUGGCCAUGGGCAACACUGACUGUUCUCGGCUUGCUGUACUGCUACGCUCACGUUGGCAUCGAAUGGGAGCAUUCGUACGCUGUGACCCCGGAGUGACGCAGAGCAACGAGUCCUGUGCCAGCUUACAGGGUGGGGACUUUUCUACACUGGACAACUUAUCUGCAGAAGAACGUGCCGGACCGCAUCAAUGUGUUAGAGCUAAAAGCUCAUUUAACUCAUUCUGGACUGGGAAUUCAGUCAUCUAAGCAGAAACACUGGUGAACCACAGUACAGAGUGAAGAGACAUUAUCGAGCAAUUUAAUUUAUGUUCUUUUUAUAGAACAGUGACUCUGUGACUACGUAUGUUGAAAGCACAUGCCUCAGGAUACACAUUUUGUAUAUGUUAAAUACAAAUGCUUUAUGCAUUGUUUGCUUUUGUUUCUUUUCAUGUUUGCUGCCCAUUUUGACAUACUGAAAAACUCUUUUUCUCCUACACUGUACAAUUCAGACAAACUCCAGUCUCUCAGCUGCUGGCCAGGGGCACCCAGGGCCGUGCCCUGCACUUACAUUACUCCGUGACCAGCAGGAUGCUCAUCAGUUCUUUUUGAUUGCUUUCUGAUUUAAGGCAGAACAUUUCUGAUGUUCUCUCUGGCUGCAGUUUUUCAACCAUAAAGCACUUUUCUACUUACUUACUUCCUGUAGCAAAGUCUGCUUUUUCCUCAAUUUCAUUUAAACUUUUUUCUUUUGUAGUCUUAGGAACGUUUUUGUAUAUCUAAAAAGAGGAAGCUAGGUCUUUUCUUGGUAAAUAAACAAACAUCUUUUCUUUUUAA